This is a messenger RNA of Cajanus cajan (pigeon pea), 800 nucleotides long. Lineage: Eukaryota; Viridiplantae; Streptophyta; Magnoliopsida; Fabales; Fabaceae. The record is from RefSeq and is a predicted model, not a curated record.
CUAUGCUUAAUGUUGUUUCACUUUCAAGUCAUUCAAAUCACAUUGCAAUUGUUUCUUUGUGUCCCAUAGGAAAUGUGGAAGAGAAACAACUACUUAGCAAUGAGAACCGAUUUUGAAGAAGAAGCGGCACAAUUGAUUAACUCUGAUCUUAGGGUUGGUGUCUCGGGUUUUGGAGUCUCCCUCCUCCAAUUAAUCGCUUCCAUUGCUGCUAUCUAUUUGUUGAUAUUGGACCGCACAAACUGGAAAACGAACAUUCUUACAUCACUACUCAUUCCAUACAUUUUCUUCAGCCUGCCUUCAUGGAUUUUUGGCGUCUUCAGGGAAGAGUUUGGGAAAUGGAUUGCUCUCAUCGCUGUUGUAUUACGCCUUUUCCUUCCAAGGCACUUCCCUGAUUUUCUGGAGUUGCCUGCAGCUUUGAUUCUUCUUAUUGUUGUAGCUCCUGAUCUCUUUGCAAACAGCUGUAGAAGCAAUGCAGUUGGGGUAGUAAUAUGCCUUAUCAUUGCGUGUUAUUUGCUGCAAGAACACAUUCGGGCAUCGGGUGGUUUUAGAGAUUCCUUUACAAAAGCUCAUGGGUUAUCAAAUACAAUUGGCAUAAUCAUUCUGUUAGUCUAUCCCAUCUGGACACUGGUUCUCUACAUUGUAUAGGCACACAAAGAUAGAUAGAGUACCAAAUUUGGACUUUGUUGAUGUAAGUGAAUGAUACAAUUUGCUGUUGUUUAUCUAGUGGGACAAGACUAUUGCUGUUGUUGAUGAUGAUGAUGUAAAUGAAUGUGUAUAAAUGUGAAAUAGUUUUUGCAUGU